Messenger RNA from Anneissia japonica, 2078 nucleotides. RefSeq lists its product as uncharacterized. Bases 133 to 1977 code for a protein of 614 amino acids. The record is from RefSeq and is a predicted model, not a curated record. The transcript is spliced from 5 exons. Lineage: Eukaryota; Metazoa; Echinodermata; Crinoidea; Comatulida; Comatulidae.
UGUAAUAACAUCAUUGAUCGAUUAGUUGAUUAUUAUUCAUCAUGGACCAUAGAGGAGAGAAAAAAUCCAGGCCUCAUGAUUUACUCAUAUUAAUUCAUAGAACCUAUUUCUAACAGGGAACUCGCAUCAGCGAUGGCAACUAUGGACAGCCUAUUUCCAGAACUCUCGCGAAUAACUAGCACAUCGUUACCGGAGAUAGUUUGGGAAGAUGACCAAACAACCACAGAGAGAAUGGAACUGUUUCUGAAUAGUGCUUUGUGUGUUAUUCAUAACUUAUCCAAGAGUACAGAACACCGGGAAAAGUUCCGCACUCCUGAAAUGAGAAAGAUACUUGAAAUCUACAAAGGAUCUCCAUCAUCACAGAGACGGAUUUUUUCUCUAUUAGCAAUUAGUUACAUGGCAGAUCCAAACAUAGAUAUGUCGCUACUGGAGGAUAAAUAUGGUGAACAACAUAAUGAUGAUGACGCAAAAAAAUCUGCUAAUAAUAUGCAAAUGUUGGAUAAUCUUCAGUGCAUUUUGUCGGAAUGUGACAGUUUUGGUACUAAUGACGUUAUGGAAAUUAUCAGCGCAGUCAAACGUAUCGUUUCAGACAAAACGAGUGGUAGACAUACCCUCCUCAAACACAUGGCAAUGCAUGAAUGGCCAGGUCUACUUGUCCGUAUUAUUUCUGAUGUGUGGAAACCAGUCAAGGAGGUGUACACCGAUGAAGUAUUGUGGUCGAUCCUUACAGACACCAUCGAUACCAUGAUUACAUACAGCGACGCUUGUGUUGAAUGUGCAGAUAUUCUUAUUGAACAUGGAGCAUUAGCAAUGAUGCAAGAAAUUGCUGAUGCGUAUUAUCAACAUUUUAAACAAAAGAUCAUUGCCCUCAAUUAUAAAGUAAGUGAAUAUAGAGGUGAAAAUAGUGGAGAGUUAAGAGCAGAUGAUAACCGGCGUUCAAAGGACCCGACAAAAACCAAUAUACUAAGUGGACAGCCAGGAACAGACGAGUAUCUGUCAAAGGACAUGACAACACAAACCAAUAUACCAAGUGGCCAGCAAGGAGCAGACGGACAUCAGUCAAUGGGACAGACACAAGCCAAUAUACCAAAACAGCAAGGAGCAGACGUACAUCAGUCAAUGGGACCGACACACACCAAUAUACCAAGUGGCCAGCAAGGAGCAGACGGACAUCAGUCAAUGGGACCGACACAAACCAAUAUACCAAAACAGCAAGGAGCAGACGUACAUCAGUCAAUGGGACCGACACAAGCCAAUAUACCAAAACAGCAAGGAGCAGACGUACAUCAGUCAAUGGGACCGACACAAGCCAAUAUACCAAAACAGCAAGGAGCAGACGAACAUCAGUCAAUGGGACCGACACAAACCAAUGUACCAAAACAGCAAGGAGCAGACGUACAUCAGUCAAUGGGACUAACACAAGCCAAUAUACCAAGUGGCCAGAAAGGAGCAGACGAACAUCAGUCAAUGGGACCGACACAAGCCAAUAUACCAAAACAGCAAGGAGCAGACGUACAUCAGUCAAUGGGACCGACACAAGCCAAUAUACCAAGUGGCCAGAAAGAAGCAGACGGACAUCAGUCAGUGGGACUAACACAAGCCAACAUACCAAGUGGCCAGCAAGGAGCAGACGUACAUCAGUCAAUGGGACCGACACAAGCCAACAUACCAAGUGGCCAGCAAGGAGCAGACGAUCGUCAGUCAAUGGGAUUGACACAAGCCAAUAUACCACGUGACAAACAAGGAGCAGACGAACGUCAGUCAAUGGGACCUACACAAGCCAAUAUACCAAGUAAACAACAAGGGGCAGAAGGGCAUCAGUCAGUGGACCUGACUCUAAACAAUUCAGUGCAACUAGAAACAUCAAAGUACAAUGCCAUCGAUUGCAGUCAUCGUGGCAAAACCGACCCUGACAUAAACAAUAUAUCAAGUUCAAAGACAUCACAAGAAAGAGAAGUAAUCCUAAUAAUUGAAUAAUUAAUCACUAAUUUUAAAAUGUUUAACGUUUAAAGUUUGCAUAUGGUCAGUCUGACAAAUAUAUCUAUAUAUAUUUUGUAUAUUUUAUUCAAUCAUCAACC